Lachancea mirantina is the source of this 3261-nucleotide messenger RNA. NCBI's taxonomy places the organism in Eukaryota, Fungi, Ascomycota, Saccharomycetes, Saccharomycetales, Saccharomycetaceae. The record is from the annotation of a GenBank genome assembly.
AUGAGUGAUGGAUCUAUGAAUGUGGAUAAAGAGGACGUAUUUAAGUUACUUGUCAAUUCCUCGGAAAGACAUUUGACUGCCAAGCAGUUUUUGAACUUCUUUAAUGAAAUAUUGAAUGAGAGGCUAGAGCCCUUGCCAAGCAAUGGCGAUGAAAGUGAAAACAAACACCAGGAACAAAGCGUAUAUACGCGUAUCGCGGAUGAGCUUUUUCGCGGUCUCGAGACUCAAAAAAGUGUUCUAAUUGCCGAUUACGUCGUAGAAGUGGUAUUUGUCAAUUAUAACCGUCAAUUGCUGGAAGAGUUGUUCUCUCGUCUUUCCAAUGUUACAAAUGGCAGACUGAUCAUCCAUCUCUUCAAUAAAGCUAGUGCAUUUCUGCAUCAACUGUCCGACAGGUUGGUUAUCGAACAAGUAUCUCAAGAUAUGGCAGACGUUAUUCUACCGUCUCUGUUGAGCAGGGAUUUUGAUGGCAUUGAUCCCCUUUUCGUGAAACCCAUUGCCAAGUUUCUGAUGAGGUGUCUCGCUUUGGCGAAUAAACCUUUGAAAUUGAGCUCUCCGCUAGUGCUCGAGCACGUUCAUUCGCUGAUGUCACGUCUGUCGCGGACGGAUAAACUGCUUCAUAAAAAGCUUUUGGGGAGCGUUACCCAGAAGCUUAAUUACCAUGAUCAAGGUUCUGGAAUACCGUCGGUGCUGGUCAAUGGGGCAGCCACAUCACCUGCCACCACCUCACCCAAUUUCGCAGUGAGCCCGUCCAAUUAUAACUAUAAAGAGGAAGGUGCUCGCAAAUCGGGUAAAUCUUAUCAGGCGAUCCGAAUGUCUCGCUACUACAAAAAUUUGUGGCUUAAUAGUAAAAUCAUAAGUUGGUCUGCUGGUGGUUCUGAUUUUGCUCUGAAGUACAGCUCGAUCGAUAGCAUAUUGAACUCGAGUGAGAUGUCAAAUAAUUUCAAUUCUGAAGCGGUGUUUUCUGAUCUUAUCGAAACUACAUUUACUUGUUUUGCUCAGUUCGUAAGCAACAAGCAGUAUCAUGAACCUAACUCAAACUACAACCUUCUCGAACGACAGUGGGUAAUUUUCAUCACCAAGCAAUUGCCGCUUUUGAUAAUGGAAAAUGCCUCCCAGUAUCCAGGGCUGAUUCAAAAAAGUAUUGAAGCUGUUGAUGAUAAAGUGGCCAAGGCCUUGAGGUCCUACGGCUCGGAGAAGGAAAAUUUCAAAGAACGAAAUGAAGAUCUUUUUGAUGACUUUCCGAAUAAUAGCCUUGACAUACGCCAUGACUUCAUAAAAAAUCUUAUCAUGCUAAAAUUGCAGCCGCCUUCCCUUCUCAACGACUUUCUGAGAGAAGAUCAAGUGGUAGACAUUAAGUCAUUGUCAUGCGACGACUCGGUAAAGUUGAAGAACGAGCAAGGUGUCCGAGAAGUAAUUGAUGACUUUUCUGCAUUUAUCACAACUGCUCUGAGAUCCAUGGACAUUGAAGGAAUUUUUGAAACAUCUGGCACAUCUACUAUUGCAACUGGGGACAGACUCAUUCAAACAUUUCAGGACUUUGAAUCUGUAGCACCAACAAAACAAAGAGAGGCAGCUCAGACCAUUUUUCAGUUACUUUGUGAUGCUGUUAAGGAUUUCGACUAUCGCUUAGUAGCCAAAAUUUGUUGCGUUCUGACUAUGAACUGGGGCCAUUCUUUGACGUCAAUUCUAUCGUUUGUGGCUCCCUCAAAGUUCGCUGUUCCACUAUGUGAAUUCCUGGAAGACGCCUGGGAUAUGCGUUCGGAACGAGUUAGUGAAAGUUUAAUGGAGGACUCGGAUCUAGAGUUGAAUAGCGACUUUGUCAUUUUCACGCAUGCAUUACUCUUUCUCAUAACUCUUCAAGAAACAUAUGGAAUAAAGCUUACCGAUAUAUUUUUGAGCUCUAAGCGGCUUUCAACUCAAAAUUCCUUCAUAUUAGAUUUCGUCUCUCACCUAGGGCAGAUUCCUGAUCGACUUGAACUUUCCAAUGGCGCUCAAGAGAACAAGAACUUGCUAGAAACGUGGUUCCGCGAUCUUUUCAUAAACGGAUCGAUAUCUGAUUCUCUUAUGAAAUCGACCGGUGUCAAAGACCUAGCCCACCUUGUUCCCUUCAUUUUCAAACAAAGUGUGGAAAGCGUUGAAGUUGGUGCUCUUAGAGACGUUUCACCUCUCAUUGGGGGUUUUGAAUAUUUUCUACAGCCUUUUAUGAUCAUUGGUAUGAUUGGUAUCGUUUUUUGGCUCGAGCCGUAUCUGUGCACAGUGAAGAGCAAAGGAAGUUCUGACGAAUUUUUUGAGUCUCUACUUGAGAUGCUCAACUCCUUAAUUAAUCCAGCAACCUUAAAUGAUGAAUCGAGACCUCUUCACACAAUCAUUUUGAGACUCAACGCACCUAAACUUCUCAAAGCUCUGAGAGCCUUCAGAAGUCAAACACAGCCCAAUUAUGGAAUCUAUUCUGCAGAUGCCCAGGGACAUCCAAAGCUAGAGUCCUUGAUUUCUCACUUAGAAGAUUCACUGAAAACUGGAAUUGUCUACAAUGUCGACCCUCGUCUGUUGUCAAAUUCAAAUGGAUAUUCUCAGAAAGAUGUCAUUUACGCUCCCUUCAUUAUCACCAAUGAAACUACCAUUAGCAGUAUUUUGACAAAUCAGAUAAAUUCUUUCUGGAAUCUUCACAGCAGUACCUACUUCAAUCUUGAUUAUCUGAUGACCUUAGUAUCAAUUAUUACUCCGGGGCGAUUUUUAGAAGAAGUUCUGGAAAGUUUAAAGGAAAAGACGCUCGCUACUUCGACUCAAAAUUCCAAAAUUGAAACGCACGUUAUUGAAUCGCAGAAUUGUCUUGACUUGCUGUUUUACUUUUUGGUUUUUCAUGAUAUGUGUCUGUUCUCAAACAAGGUUUACUUACUUCAAUAUAUGGAGUCUACGGAGGAUACUCUAUCGCUUUCUCUGAAGCAAAGUGAAGAACUUAAAUAUGAGCCUGAUAUGAAGGUUGAACAGCAAGCAGACGAAGAUUUCGACAUGCUGUUCGGAGAGGACACCAGCACUGCCGGUAACGACCCUGAAUUAUUAAAUCAGGAAAGACUUGAACGCGAUAUGAUGGAAAGACGUGUUCCAAUACUUCUGCGAUCAUCGUUUGCUCGAAUUUUGCAUGAAAAGAAGCUAGCAACAGAUGAGUUGCGGCAUGACACUAACUACAAAGACAGCCUUGCGUCGGAUGUUGAUGAAUAUCAUAGCAGGUAUGUUAGACUACUGGACACUGUUGUCAUCUGA